UAUCUCCCACAGACUGCACUUUGCCUCUGAGAGGGACGAGUCCACACGUUUCCUCUCCUAUAAAAACCGGCCCGGGCCAGAGCUGCCUUUUACUCCGUUCUCUUCACCACACUCACCUCCAGAGAGGAAUAAAAUUUGCGCAACAUCAUGAAUAAGCUGCUGGUCCUCGCUGUGCUCGUUGCUCUCCUCGCUCUCGGCGCCGAAAGCUUCCGCGUGCCGAGGCAGGUCGACGAGGAGCAGGGGGCCCUGAGCAAGAUGGCCGACACCGUCAAGUCCUACUACGACAGCGCCGUCAGCACCGCUGGCGACUACGUGGAGAGCAUCAAGAACCUGCGGCUGGACGAAAAGGCCAAGAAGCUUUACACCGACACCGCCACAGUCGUGAGCACCUACACCGGCAUAGCACAGGACCAGAUCUACCACAUCCUCUACCCGCAGCAGUGAGGACACGCGCUCGCUGAAAGCUCCACACGAUGCCGCUUUUUGGGCCACUGCACCAUUAAAAGAAUAAUGAUAAUCACCCAGAGGACUGUCAGCCUGUUGAAAAAGCAGCGGAGGGAAUUGGACGGAACAGUUUGAGAGCAGAAAGGAGCCCAGAACUCAGCAGCCCUUAGAAUGACGUGCUAAUUUAAUUCUCUAGCGCCCUCUGCUGGUGCAGCCUCACUUUACUCUACAGGUCACCCCACCACUGCACGCGUUUAUGUGUCUUUGUUAUAACUUGAAAUAAAUAUUUAUACAAAGGA
Messenger RNA from Betta splendens (Siamese fighting fish), 743 nucleotides. It is a transcript of the gene apoc2, whose product is annotated as apolipoprotein C-II. The transcript is spliced from 4 exons. The record is from RefSeq and is a predicted model, not a curated record. Gene Ontology annotation, biological process: lipid transport; lipid metabolic process. Gene Ontology annotation, molecular function: enzyme activator activity. Lineage: Eukaryota; Metazoa; Chordata; Actinopteri; Anabantiformes; Osphronemidae. Gene Ontology annotation, cellular component: chylomicron. Bases 148 to 444 code for a protein of 98 amino acids.